AUGCCUAAGAAGUUUGCGACAGAAAACAGCAAAUCAGUGGCAGCAAAAGAUCGAAAGAAGCAAACCAAAGAGAAGACCAACUCGAACUCGCAGAAAGAAAUUGAAGAUGCCUAUUGGAAGGAUGAUAAUAAACAGUUACAAAAAAAGCAAAAAAAGAAGGAAGUUGAAGAGAAGAAGAAACAAGAAGCUCUGCAACGGAAAACAGAAGCAAAAGCUAUUUUGGAGAAAGAAAUGAACGAAAUACCUAAAAAACCUUCUAAACCAGCUCAAAAAGUAACAAGAGCCAAAAUUAGCGAUAUAGUAGCUGCAUCUUCAAAACAAGAGAAAGAAGAAAAACAUAUUGAAACUUAUUUAGAUGCUCCUGUAUUUGAAAAUACCAACAGGCUUGAAAUUGAAGUAGAAGAAGCUAGAACUGUUGAUGAUGCUAUUUCAAUUUUAAACAGCAAUCAAGAUGAUAUUGACAAACAUCCUGAAAAGAGGAUGAAAGCUGCAUACAAAGCUUAUCAGCAAAGAAGACUCCAUGAACUUAAAUCUGAAAAUACCGGUUUGCGUUUAUCUCAAUUGAAACAAAUUAUCUCCAAGGAAUGGGAAAAAUCUCCCGAAAAUCCAUUGAACCAAUAG
Psylliodes chrysocephalus is the source of this 621-nucleotide messenger RNA. The record is from the annotation of a GenBank genome assembly. Lineage: Eukaryota; Metazoa; Arthropoda; Insecta; Coleoptera; Chrysomelidae.